CUCAGACCCUUCCCCCCUCAGAGCCUUCCCCCCUCAGAUCCUUCCCCCCUCAGAUCCUUCGCCUUUCAGAUCCUUCUCCCUCAUGUCCUUCCCCCUCAGAGCUUUCCCCUUCAGAGCCUUCCCCUCUCAGAUCAUUCCGCCCUCAGAUCCUUCCCCCUCAGGUCUUUCCCCCACUCUCAGAUUCUUUCCGCCUCAGGUCCUUCCCCCUCAGGUCUUUCCCCCACUCUCAGAUUCUUUCCGCCUCAGGUCCUUCCCCCUCAGGUCUUUCCCCCACUCUCAGAUUCUUUCCCCCUCAGGUCCUUCCCCCUCAGGUCUUUCCCCCACUCUCAGAUUCUUUCCGCCUCAGGUCCUUCCCCCUCAGACCCUUCCACUCAGAUCAUUCUGCCUUCAGGUCCUUUCCCCAUCAGAUCCUUCUACCUUCAGAUUCUUCCCCAGGCAAAAGCUGCCACCCUCUUAUCUUUCUGCCCUCAGAUCCUUCCUCUCCAAUCAUUCCCCCUCAGGUUCUUCCCCCUCAGAUCCUUCCCCCCUCAGAUCCUUCCACCAUCAGAUCCUUACCCUUCUGAUCCUCCUCAGAUCCUUCCCCGUUCAGAGCCUUCCACUCUCAGAUCAUUCCGCCCUCAGAUUUUUCCCCCUCAGGUCCUUCCCUCCUCAGACGCUUUCCCCUCAGAUCCUUCCCCUUUCAGAUCCUUUCACUCUCAGAUCCUUCUGCCCACAGAUCCUAUCCCGCCUCAGAGCCCUCCCUCUCAGAUACCUCCGCUCUCCGACCCUUCCCACCUGGGAUCCUACCCCACUUGGAUCGUUCCCCAAGUCGGAUUCUUCCCCCCCCCCCCAGAUCCUUCCACCCUCGGAUCCCUCCCCCUGCGUCGGAUCCUUCCCCCCGCGUCAUAUCCUUACCCCUUCGGAUCCCUCCCCGCACCCCGUUGGGGUCCCUCCCCUUCAGAUCGUUCCACCCUCGGACCCCUCCGCUCGGAUCCCUCCCCUCCACCCCACCCCCACCCGCGCAAUCCUUCCCCGUUGGAUCCCUCUGUCCUUGGAUCCCUCACCCCUCGGAUCCUUCCCCCGCCCCACCCCCUCAAUCCUUCUCCCUCGGAUCCUUCCACCUUGCAAUCAUUCCACCCUCAGCUCCUUCCACCCUUAGAUUCUCCUCCACACAGAUGCCUCCACAUUAUCUGUACUUGAGUGGCAGCAGCUGGGCAGAAGCUCUGUGACCGCGGGUCCCUUGCUCCUGUUC
Molecule: messenger RNA, 1231 nt
Organism: Pan troglodytes (chimpanzee)
Lineage: Eukaryota; Metazoa; Chordata; Mammalia; Primates; Hominidae
Exons: 2
Coding region: 83-1138 (351 amino acids)
Source: RefSeq, a predicted model, not a curated record